AUGGCGGCGGCGAAUCUGGGCGCCUGGCUCUGCGCGCUGGUAGUGGUGGCACUGGCCGUCCUCCCGGCGGCGGACGCGCUGGGGAUGAACUGGGGCACGCAGGCCACGCACCCGCUCUCGCCCAGGAUCGUCGUGCAGUUGCUCAGGGACAACGGCAUCAAGAAGGUGAAACUGUUCGACGCCGACCAGGGCACCCUCAACGCGCUCGCCGGCACCGACAUCGAGGUCAUGGUCGCCAUCCCCAACAACCUGCUCGACAUCAUGAACGACAAGGACAACGCCAGGGACUGGGUGCGCCACAACGUCUCCCGCUACCACUUCGACGGCGGCGUCAACAUCAAGUAUGUGGCCGUAGGCAAUGAACCCUUCCUGGCGUCCUACAACGGCACCUUCGACAAGGUCACCUUCCCGGCGCUGCAGAACAUCCAGAACGCGCUCAACGACGCCGGAUUCAGCGAGAUCAAGGCCACCGUGCCGCUCAACGCCGACGUCUACAACUCGCCCGCCAACAACCAGGUGCCGUCGGCGGGCCGCUUCCGGACGGACGUCGCCCCGCUCAUGACGCAGAUGGUGCAGUUCCUGGCCAACAACAGCGCCCCCUUCACCGUCAACAUCUACCCCUACCUCAGCCUCUACCUCAGCGAGGACUUCCCCGUCGACUUCGCCUUCUUCGACGGCCUCGCCAAGCCGCUGGUCGACGGCGUCAACACCUACACCAACGUGUUCGACGCCAACUUCGACACGCUGGUGUCCGCGCUCGCCGCCGUCGGCCACGGCGACCUGCCCAUCGUCAUCGGCGAGGUCGGCUGGCCGACGGACGGCGACAAGCACGCCACCAACGCCCUCGCCAAGCGCUUCUACGACGGCCUGCUGCCGCGGCUGGCGGCCAACACCGGCACGCCGCUCCGGCCCAAACAGUACAUGGAGGUGUACCUGUUCGGGCUCCUGGACGAGGACGUCAAGAGCGUGGCGCCGGGCGCGUUCGAGCGGCACUGGGGCGUGCUCCGCUUCGACGGCCAGCCCAAGUUCCCCAUGGACCUCACCGGCAACGGGCAGAACACCAUGCUGGUGCCGGCCAAGGGCGUGCAGUACCUGCCCAGGACGUGGUGCGUGUACAACCCCAACGCCGAGGACAAGAGCAAGCUGGUGGAGAACGUGAACUACGCCUGCACCUUCGCCGACUGCACGGCGCUCGGCCUCGGCUCCACCUGCUACGGCAUGGACGCCAAUGGCAACGCCUCCUACGCCUUCAACAUGUACUUCCAGGUGCAGAACCAGAAGGACGAGGCGUGCGACUUCCAGGCGCUCGCCGUGCCCACGCAGACCGACCCCUCCACCGCCGCCUGCAACUUCCCCAUACAGAUCGCCGCCUCCUCGACGUCGAGUGGCCACCGGCGAGCACGCGCCGGGCCGCUCGGCGCCGCCGCUCUGCUCGUUCUCCUGGCUCUGGUCCAGCUCUUGGUGUCGCAUUAG
Molecule: messenger RNA, 1473 nt
Organism: Triticum turgidum subsp. durum (durum wheat)
Lineage: Eukaryota; Viridiplantae; Streptophyta; Magnoliopsida; Poales; Poaceae
Source: the annotation of a GenBank genome assembly